This is a messenger RNA of Protopterus annectens (West African lungfish), 5479 nucleotides long. It is a transcript of the gene DSCAML1, whose product is annotated as DS cell adhesion molecule like 1. The coding region runs from base 101 to 4729 and encodes 1542 amino acids. The transcript is spliced from 27 exons. Gene Ontology annotation, cellular component: plasma membrane; axon. Gene Ontology annotation, molecular function: cell-cell adhesion mediator activity. Gene Ontology annotation, biological process: axon guidance; homophilic cell-cell adhesion; dendrite self-avoidance. The record is from RefSeq and is a predicted model, not a curated record. NCBI's taxonomy places the organism in Eukaryota, Metazoa, Chordata, Ceratodontiformes, Protopteridae.
CACAGAUCAAAGAUGGAGGGGUAUAUCGGUGUGCAGCUAGGAACUCAGUUGGCAGUGCUGAAUACCAAGCGCGAAUAAACGGCAUCCAAGCAUCCGAGCAAUGAAGAAUGUUACAGCUGUGGCUGGCAGGGAUAGCUUUAUUAACUGUCGAGUCAUUGGUUACCCCUACUACUCCAUCAAGUGGUUGAAGGAUUCUGUUUUGUUGCCUGACAACCACCGGCAGGUGGUGUUUGAGAAUGGAACCCUGAAGCUGAUGGAGGUGCAGAAAGGGUUUGACGAAGGAGAGUAUGUUUGCAGCGUUCUGACUCAUCCACAGCUUUCCAUCAGCCAAAGUGUGCACAUUGCCGUGAAAGUUCCCCCCUUAAUUCAACCCUUUGAGUUCCCUCCUGCCUCUAUAGGGCAGCUGAUUUACAUCGCUUGUGUGGUAUCAGCAGGAGACAUGCCUAUCCGUAUCACCUGGAGGAAGGAUGGUCACGCAAUCAUGUCUGGGGCAGGCAUCACCAUUGAGGCCAAAGAGUUCAUGAGUUCUUUGAAGAUUUCUAGUGUGUCCCUGAAGGACAAUGGCAAUUACACCUGCAUUGCCAGCAAUGAUGCAGCCACUGUCAGCCGUGAAAGGCAGCUUAUUGUGAGAGUUCCACCUCGAUUUGUGGUUCAGCCCAAUAACCAAGAUGGGAUUUAUGGGAAAGCUGGAGUAUUGAACUGUUCUGUGGAUGGUUAUCCUCCUCCAAAUGUUAUGUGGAAGCAUGCAAGAGGGAAAGGGAAACCUCAGCAAUAUUACCCUGUCCCACUGACUGGCCGGAUACAAAUUCUGUCUAAUGGCUCCCUGCUGAUAAGGCAUGUUUUGGAAGAAGAUAUGGGUUACUAUCUUUGCCAGGCUAGCAACGGUGUUGGGACAGACAUCAGCAAGUCCAUGUUCUUAACUGUGAAAAUUCCAGCAAUGAUUACAUCUCACCCCAACACUACCAUGGCCAUCAAAGGGCAGACAAAGGAGCUAAGCUGCACCGCUCGAGGGCAACAUCCCAUCAUCAUUCGUUGGGAAAAGGGUGACACUGUCAUCGACCCUGAUAGGAACAUGAGGUAUUCCAUCACUACCAAGGACAUUGGUGAUGAAGUCAUCUCCACCCUCAAGUUGAAGCCAGCAGCUCGUGGGGAUUCUGUAUUCUUCUCUUGCCAUGCUAUUAACUCGUAUGGAGAGGACAGAGGACUGAUCCAGCUCACUGUUCAAGAACCGCCUGACCCACCAGAGCUAGAGAUUCGUGAUGUGAAAGCUCGUAGUAUGAACUUGCGUUGGACUCAGCACUUUGACGGAAACAGCAUAAUCACUGGCUUUGAUAUUGAAUAUAAAAACAAAUCAGACACAUGGGACUUCAAGCAGUCUACACGAAAUAUCUCUCCCACUAUAAACCAGGCUAACAUUGUGGAUUUGCACCCUGCAUCUGUGUACAGUAUUCGGAUGUACUCUUUUAACAAGAUUGGACGGAGUGAGCCCAGCAAAGAACUCACCAUCAGUACAGAAGAGGCAGCACCAGAUGGCCCUCCCAUAGAAGUUACUCUUCUGCCCAUGACAUCACAAAGCAUAAGGGUCACGUGGAAGGCGCCAAAAAAGGAACUCCAGAAUGGGGUGAUCCGUGGCUAUCAGAUCGGAUACCGGGAGAAUGGACCAGGUAGCAGUGGGCAGUAUAGCAUUGUGGAAAUGAAAGCCACAGGAGACAGUGAAGUAUACACUCUGGACAACUUGAAAAAGUUUGCACAAUAUGGUGUAGUUGUGCAGGCAUUCAACCGAGCUGGCACAGGGCCUUCCUCCAGUGAAAUCAAUGCAACUACACUGGAAGAUGUCCCCAGCCAGCCACCUGAAAACAUCAGGGCUAUGUCCAUCACAUCAGAUGUGGCGGUGAUUUCCUGGUCAGAACCUCCUCGUAGCACUUUGAAUGGUGUAUUGAAGGGCUAUCGUGUGAUCUUCUGGUCCAUUUAUGCAGAUGGAGAAUGGGGAGAAAUACAGAAUAUUACAACAGCUCGAGAACGUGUUGAGCUGAAGGGUUUGGAGAAGUUCACCAACUACAGUGUACAAGUGCUGGCAUACACUCAAGCUGGAGAUGGGGCUCGGAGCAGUGUCCUCUAUAUUCAGACCAAGGAAGACAUUCCAGGUCCUCCAGCAGGCAUCAAAGCUGUUCCAUCUUCAGCAAGCAGCGUGGUUGUUUCCUGGCUUCCACCCAACAAGCCUAAUGGCAUCAUCAGAAAAUAUACCAUCUUUUGUGCUAGCCCAGGAUCUGGGCAUCCUGCUCCCAGUGAAUAUGAAACCAGUCCAGAGCUGCUGUUUUACCGUAUUGCCCACCUUAACCGAGGUCAGCAAUAUCUGCUGUGGGUGGCAGCAGUAACCACUGCAGGAAGAGGAAAUGUCAGUGAAAAGGUCAUUGUGGAACCAGUUGCAAAAGCACCAGCAAAAAUAAUUUCCUUUGGAGGGACUGUGACAACCCCAUGGAUGCGGGAUGUCAGGUUAGCAUGCAAUUCAGUGGGAGAACCAGCACCUACAAUGAAAUGGACAAAGGACAGUGAAGAUUCUCCAAUCCCUGUGACAGUGGAUGGCCAUAGAAAUCUUCAACCAAAUGGCACUCUGGUUUUGCGUUCUGUAAAGGCUGAAGAUUCUGGGUACUAUACCUGUACAGCAACCAAUACUUGGGGAUUCGAUACUAUAAUUGUCAACCUUGUAGUGCAAGUUCCACCAGACCAGCCACGGCUAACUGUGUCCAAAACUUCAGCUUCAUCCAUAACCCUUGCUUGGAUUCCUGGUGACAACGGUGGGAGUUCCAUUCGAGGAUUUGUGCUGCAAUACUCUGUAGAUAACAGUGAGGAGUGGAAGGAUGUCUUCAUCAGUUCCAGUGAACGGUCCUUCAAACUGGACAACCUGAAGUGUGGAACGUGGUACAAGGUCAAGUUGGCAGCCAAGAAUAGCGUUGGUGCAGGCAGAAUUAGUGAGAUCAUUGAAGCAAAGACUCAUGGACGAGAGCCUGUCUUUAGUAGAGAUCAGCACCUAUUCACUCACAUUAACUCGACUCAUGCCAAGCUGAACCUGCAGGGGUGGAGCAGUGGUGGUUGUGUGAUCAACACCAUCACACUAGAGUACCGACCAAAGGGGCACUGGGUCUGGCAGGUGGUGAAGGCCAACAACUCCAAUGAAGUCUUCCUGCAGGAUUUACGUGAGGCAACGUGGUAUGAACUGAAGAUGCGUGCUUGCAAUAGUGCUGGGUGUGGCAACGAGACUACACAGUUUGCCACACUGGACUAUGACGGGAGUACUAUCCCUCCCAUCAAAUCAGUUAAGGGAGAUGGGGAUGAUGUUAAGAAGUUAUUUACAAUAGCCUGUCCAGUGAUCCUGGCAACCUUAGGAGUAGCCCUGCUCUUUGUGAUUCGCAAGAAACGAAAAGAAAAGAGAUUGAAAAGACUCAGAGAUGCAAAGAGUCUAGCUGAAAUGCUAAUCAGCAAAAACAAUCGCAGCUUUGACACCCCUGUUAAAGGACCACCUCAGGGACCCCGUUUACACAUCGACAUUCCAAGAGUUCAGCUUCUCGUUGAAGAUAAAGAAGGUAUUAAACAACUUGGUGAUGAUAAAGCUACAAUACCUGUGACGGACCCAGACUUCAGUCAGACAGUGACUGCACAGACAUUCUGCAGUGGCGUAUCAAUACAUCAUCCAGCUUUAGCGCAGAACACAGGGCCAUUGAUAGACAUGUCUGACAUCAGGCCAGGAACCAAUCCAGUCUCCAGGAAGAGUGUAAAAUCAGCACAUAGCAGCAGGAAUAGAUACUCUAGCCAAUGGACGCUUACCAAAUGCCAGGCUUCAACCCCAGCAAGGACAUUGACUUCUGACUGGCGAACUGUUGGAUCUCAGCAUGGAAUUACAGUAACAGAAAGUGACAGCUACAGUGCCAGCCUAUCUCAGGACACAGACAAAGGACGUAACAGCAUGGUCUCGACAGAGAGUGCCUCCUCCACAUAUGAGGAGUUAGCUAGAGCGUACGAGCAUGCCAAACUAGAGGAACAGUUGCAGCAUGCCAAGUUUGAGAUCACAGAGUGCUUCAUCUCUGACAGUUCUUCAGACCAGAUGACUACUGGAACCAAUGAGAAUGCAGACAGUAUGACAUCAGUUAGUACACCAUCAGAGCCAGGGAUCUGCAGAUUUACUGCAUCACCUCCAAAACCACAAGAUGUUGACAGGGGGAAAAAUGUAGCAGUACCCAUCCCCCACAGGGCUAACAAAAGUGACUAUUGCAAUGUCUCCUUAUAUAUGAAGUCAGAGGCAUUCUUUCGCAAGCCUGACGUUCAUGACCCAUGUCCUGUGGUCCCUCCGAGGGAAGCAUCCAUCCGGAAUCUGGCCAGGGCCUACCAUGCACAAGCCCGGCACAUGACAUUGGAUCCAGGCAGCAAACCACCAGGUGUGCAACACCCAGGGUCAUCAACAGCAACUUUACCUCAAAGAACUCUAACUAUGCCAGGUUCAGCAGCUUCCACUGGUGCUACUGCUGCAGCUGCUGCAAAUGCUGCAGCUUCAGCUGCUGCUGCAGCAGCAGCUGCUAGUACUACUUCCACCACCACCAGUGCUGAGCCACGGAUUACAGCACACAGUAAAACUGGAGGUUCAAGAGACUCCUUAUUAGAAAUGAGCUCCUCUGGGACAGGAAGGGCUCAGAAGCAGGGAACUGGAGCAUAUUCAAAAUCCUACACCUUAGUUUAGGAAAUGAAAAUUCCCCUAUUCUCUUUUAUUCCUCAGCAUUAUUUAUAUAUUUAAAAGACUCUUGUAUAUAAUAAACUCUUUUGUAUAAAUAAAAACUAUUUUCUUCUUCUUCAGAGCUUAAAAAAAAAUAAGAGAGUAAGGGAAAGCCAGUGCACAGAUUUGAUGUUAUAGAUUAAAAAAAUAAAUAAAUAUAUGUUUCACAUUGCUUUUGAGUGGGAGCAGGCACAGAGAAAAUAUUUUGUUUUGUUCCUUUUUCCUAAAUUUUGAUGGUGAUUGUUUUAAAACCAACCUUCUCAGACACCGCAUGCUGUUUUGCUGUUUAAAAUACUAACAGAACUAAGAAAAGGAGAAACUCUUGUACUAAGGCACACUUUAAAAAAGCUGUUUAAAGAUACAUCUAGAUUUCUUUAAUGAUUUUUUUUUUGCAGUUGCCUUUUGGAUUUUGAAUUAUUGAAGGUAUUCUUUCUAUCUCAUGGCAUGUGUGCUGCCAUUGUUAAGGCAUAGUAUGAUGUCAUAAUCUUGCAUCUGUGCUACCAUUAUUGUGCCCUUUUUACACAGAUGUUUGAUUAUGAUGUCAGCGCAUGGUGCUCAUCAGUACUACAUAUCUUAAGCUGUUACACCACAGAUGGCAAAACAUAACAUACAGAACAGUGACAGAGAAGGGUGUUUGGAACACUUUAGGAAUGUGAGAUUUUUAAGUUUAGAAUAUUUUGUUCAUAAAAUACUUGAUUAAAAACAAUUUCUAAAUAA